Messenger RNA from Aspergillus tubingensis, 1989 nucleotides. RefSeq names its product putative alanine--tRNA ligase. NCBI's taxonomy places the organism in Eukaryota, Fungi, Ascomycota, Eurotiomycetes, Eurotiales, Aspergillaceae. The record is from RefSeq and is a predicted model, not a curated record. The coding region runs from base 1 to 1989 and encodes 662 amino acids. Gene Ontology annotation, biological process: regulation of translational fidelity; tRNA aminoacylation. The transcript has 3 exons. Gene Ontology annotation, molecular function: Ser-tRNA(Ala) deacylase activity; argininosuccinate synthase activity; aminoacyl-tRNA ligase activity.
AUGACCGUACUAUCCAACGGUCACGGUGCCAUUGAUGCAGUCACGGCCCAGGCCGCGCUGGUCCGUUCCCAACAAGAACGGCGGCCCAUUGAAAGCUUUGGUCACCUUGCAGACUUCGACAAGAAGGAUGCACCCGUCGUCACCAUGUUCAGUGGUGGCCUGGACAGCACCUACCUGCUCCUCAAGCUCCAGCAGCUUGGCUACACCAACAUCCAUGCCGUCGCGGUAGAUGUUGGAGCUCCUGUAGACGAGGCAGGACUUACCAAACACGCUGCUCACUUCGGAGCAUCGUUCAAGUGUCUCGAUGGUCGCGAGCUGUUCGUCAAAGAUGGAGUCAUGCCAGCCAUUCGCGCUCACGCAUCAUACAUGCGCAUGUUUCCCAUCAGUAGCUCCAUCACCCGUCCGGUCAUCGCUCGUCUGAUCACAGACUACGCCAAUUCUGUGAAUGCAGGCUUGCUCCUCCACACUGCAAACUUGUCCCAGAACAGUCUUCCCCGCCUCAACAACUGCAUUCGUCUCUACGGCUUCUCUGGCAAAUUCGGAAGCCCUUACGUCCACUCCGUGACCUCGCGCGAGAAGAAAGCCUCAGAGCUAUCCGCAGCUGGACUGUCAAUCAUGGCUGAGCGCAAGCUAAGCGGAGACGAGAACCUGUGGUGCCGUGAGUUCGAAGACGGUCCGCUAGGUGACCCGGAGGGUUUCAACAUCCCCGAAGAAGCCUACGAAUGGACGCGGCGCAGCGGUGACUACGCCCCCGAGAAGCUCACCCUGAGCUUCGAGAACGGCAAUCUCUCCUCCAUCAACGGCGAUGAGCUCCCCCUUAUCGACGCCAUUGCCCUCCUGAACAAGGAGGUAGGCAAGUUCGGUCAUGGCCGAUUCGUCGGGCUCGAGUUCCUCUCGACGGAUGACAAGGCAUUGGAGAUUCGCGAGGCACCGGCCGCUGCGAUCAUUAUGGAUGCGCUUCGGCACCUCGAGCUUGCUACGCUGGAGACUGAUACCCUGGAGUUGAAGCAGCAGCUGGAGCAGAAAUGGAUCCGGGAGGCGAUUGCCGGUCGCUGGGGUCAUCGGUGUCAUACCAUGUGCGAGGCCGCUAUUGUUGCCGCUUUGGAUGGUCGUGUGCCCACCCAAAGACUCUACUGCACCCAACAUCGCAUCGGCAGAUCUAGCCCAAUCACAAUGUCCGAAUCCACAAAGCUCAUCUACCAGCAAGACGGACAACUGCUGCUCCAUGGGGCCAAAAUUCUCUCCAUAAUUCCAGUCUCCAACCUCCCAGAGGCAGACCAAGCUCUCGCCAAAGACUCCCCAGAGAUCGAGCAUGCUGUGGUGACAGACUCCACGAUCUUCCACGUCCAAGGCGGUGGCCAACCCUCAGACACGGGAACUAUGACCACGGAGGUAGCGCCCAAAGCAGCUUCCAUCUUCGAGGUAAAAUCCGUCCGCCAACCAGCCCAGGGCAAUCAGAUCCUGCACUUGGGCCGCUUCGUCCCGGUCGGGACUACGCAGUUUGAUUCCGGAGAGGAAGUCCAGCAGCACGUGGACGCUGAGAAGCGGAACCUGCACUCUCGGCUCCAUACUGCUGGACAUGUCAUGAGUUUGGCGAUCCAUGCGCUGUGUCGCGAGGGUGUGCUUCCCCCGGUGAAGGAGUCGAAGGCGUCGCAUUAUCCGGGGUCGGCAUCGGUUUCGUUUGAGGGCACGUUGGAGGGGAAGCAUAAGGAGCUUAUUCAGGCGAAGACGGAUGAGUUUGUGAAGUCGGCGAGUCCUGUUAGGAUUCAUUGGUGGUCCAUGGAGGAGUUGAUGGAGAAGUGCUUCGUAGCGGAGGGGUUUGCGUUGCCGGAGGGUGAGACGCUGGGGAGAGUCGUGGAGAUGGAGGGGUUGGGAAGUUAUCCUUGUGGAGGGACACAUGUUACGGAUUGUAGUUUGGUCGGGAGGAUUGAGGUGAAGAAGAUUUCGAGGUCGAAGGGGGUUAGCAGGGUUUCGUAUACUGUUGUAUAG